AUGAUACGCGACCUAACAUUCGGCGAGUCCUUCGACGCAGUUGGUCAAGGAAAGACCAACGUCUGGGUCUCCAUCAUCAUCGACGGCGGUUACUUCAACAUGCUCAGCAGUCUCCGCAGGCGGCUUCCCCUCGUGAACCUUAUCCUCCCAUUCAUGCUCCCCAAGGACUCCGCCGCCAACGACCAUUUCUUCUCCUACAUCCUGCGCAAAGGCGGCAACGAAGUUCCCAGAGCAGAGCUCGUGAACCAAUCUAGCACGCUGAUCGUGGGCGGCUCAGAGACGACGGCAACAUGCUUGCUUGCUCUGGCUUACUACCUGCUCAAAGACAGAACACGUCUUGACAAAUUGAGCGAAGAGGUGCGAGCUGCGUUUGGAUCUGUUGGAGAAAUCACGAGCGAGUCUGCGUCCAGGCUGCCUUAUCUCAAUGCCGUGAUCGAGGAAAGCUUGCGGAUAUUUUCGCCUGCCUCCUUCGGAUUACCGCGCACGUGUCCUGGAGCCGUUAUCGACGGACACAUGAUACUGGAGGGUGUUACGGUGAGUGUCGAUCAGUGGGCUACAUCGCAUAGCCCACAAUAUUGGAAGGAUCCGUACUCAUUCAUACCGGAGCGCUGGAUCGAUGAUUCCUAUGGAGACAACAAGGAAGCUAGUCAACCGUUUUCGAAGGGGCCAAGAGCAUGUUUGGGGUCCAGUUUGGCGUAUCUAGAGAUGAAGAUUAUAGUGGCCAAAAUGGUCUUCUUGUAUGACUGGGAGUUGGUUAGCAAAGAGGUGGACUUGAUGGGACAGGCGCGCCUGUUUUUGAUGUUGAAGAAGCCUGCUUUGAUGGUUCGCUUCUAUCGUCGAGAAGACCUGUCAAAGACAGACUGA
This is a messenger RNA of Colletotrichum costaricense, 864 nucleotides long. RefSeq lists its product as uncharacterized. The transcript is spliced from 3 exons. NCBI's taxonomy places the organism in Eukaryota, Fungi, Ascomycota, Sordariomycetes, Glomerellales, Glomerellaceae. The record is from RefSeq and is a predicted model, not a curated record. Gene Ontology annotation, molecular function: heme binding; oxidoreductase activity, acting on paired donors, with incorporation or reduction of molecular oxygen; monooxygenase activity. The coding region runs from base 1 to 864 and encodes 287 amino acids.